CGUGAUGCGCGCUGCGCAAGGCUGCUUGUUGUUCCCGCAGAGGCGAGAAGAUGGCGGCCGUGUCAAGCGGAGGUGCUGCUGGGUCCGCUGCGGCCGGGAUUACGCACUCUGCCCGACCGACCCACGGAGUAAUGGGCUCACAAAACCGAGCCCAGCCAUCCUCCGGGAUCAGCCACUCCACUCGUACCAGCACGGCCGCUGGGUGCAUCACCAAUCCUGUCCACAAUUCGGUCACCAGGCCCCCCCCAGCCCGAGUGGGCUACUAUGAAAUCGAGCGGACCAUCGGCAAGGGAAAUUUCGCGGUUGUUAAGCUAGCCACACACAUCAUUACCAAAGCAAAGGUGGCUAUAAAAAUAGUGGAUAAGACCCAGUUGGAUGAUGAGAACCUGAAAAAGAUCUUCAGAGAGGUGCAAAUCAUGAAGUUGCUGAAGCACCCUCACAUAAUCCGCCUCUACCAGGUGAUGGAGACAGAGAGAAUGAUCUAUCUGGUGACAGAGUAUGCUAGUGGUGGAGAAAUAUUCGACCAUCUUGUGGCUCAUGGCCGUAUGGCGGAAAAGGAUGCCAGAAAGAAAUUCAAGCAGAUUGUGGCAGCAGUCCAUUUUUGUCACUGUCGCAACAUCGUCCACCGAGACUUGAAGGCUGAGAAUCUGCUCCUGGACCACAACCUCAACAUCAAAAUUGCAGAUUUUGGCUUCAGUAACCUGUUUUCUCGAGGCCAGCUGUUAAAGACAUGGUGUGGGAGCCCUCCGUAUGCCGCACCAGAACUUUUUGAGGGCAAGGAGUAUGAUGGACCUAAAGUAGAUAUAUGGAGCUUAGGUGUGGUGUUAUAUGUGUUGGUGUGCGGCGCCCUGCCCUUUGAUGGCAGCACUCUACAAAAUUUGCGAGCACGUGUCCUCAGUGGCAAGUUCCGCAUUCCCUUCUUCAUGUCCACAGACUGUGAGUACUUGAUCAGACACAUGUUAGUGCUGGAGCCCAGCAGACGGUUGACAAUGGAGCAGAUAUGUAAAAACAAAUGGAUGAGACAAGGAGACCCAGACCCGGACUUUGACAGGCUGAUAGCAGAGUGUGAGCAGGUGAAAACGGAGAGAGAGACAGAACUCAUCAACGAGCAGGUGCUGAUAGCCAUGUCUGAAAUGGGCCUGGACCGAGAACGCACUCUUCAGUCCCUACAAACAGAUGCAUAUGAUCACUACAGUGCCAUCUACAGCCUACUGGCUGACCGCCUCAAGAAACACAAGACCCUGCGUGUUGCCCAGCCCACACCACGCUCUAUUAGCUAUCCUCUUAAUCCUGUUCAGCAGACAGAUCCACAAAAUAAUCCUGUUAGCAUGACUGUUCCCCAUGUCCAGCUCAUUAACCCAGAGAACCAGAUUGUUGAGCCGGAUGGCAGCAUGGCACUGGACAGUGAUGAAGGGGAGGAACCAUCUCCUGAGGCCAUGGCUCGCUACCUUUCAAUGAGGCGCCACACUGUGGGAGUACCAGACCAAAGGACGGAGAUGCAGGAGGACCUCCAGAAAUUGCCACCGGGUUUUCCUCGUGGUGCAGUGCCCCAGCCCCCCUUCCCUUCACUGGCCCCCACUAUGGGGCAAAUGCAUACUCUCAUGCCCACACAGAGCCUGCAGCCCACACAGCAGCUGGAGUACAAGGAACAGUCAUUGCUGCAGCCACCUACCCUACAGCUGCUCAACGGCAUGGGGCCUCUGGGUCGAAGGGCUUCCGACGGUGGUGCCAAUAUUCAACUACACGCUCAGCUCCUCAAGAGGCCCCGGGGGCCCUCACCACUUGUCGCCAGCCCACACCCUAUCCCUGCAGUAGCUCCGGUGGAUGAGGAGGGUUCAGAUGGAGAGCCAGACCAAGAGGCAGUACAGAGGUACCUGGCGAACCGCUCCAAGCGGCACACGACGCACGCGCUCAUGAGCACGUCGCAUGGCGAGCCCUCUGCAGAAUCACAGCGGCCCCAGGGCCCCCGCCAGAGGGGGGGCUGGGCCCCCGACACACACACCCGAUCUAGCUAUAAGGACUGUAACACUCUUCACCUCCCCAUGGAGCGCUUCUCACCUGUCAGACGGUUUUCUGAUGGUGCCGCCACCAUCCAGGCCUUCAAGGCUCAUCUAGAGAACAGCAGCCUCAUUAAGCAACUUAAGCAGGAGUGUGAGCAGCUCCAGAAAAUGUACGCUGCCCAGCAGGAUGAGCGACUCCUGGAGCACACCCAGCAACAGCAUAUCCUCUACCAGCAAGAGCAACAGAUCCUCCACCAGCAAAUCCAGGGUCUGUCUUUAGGCCAUGGAGAGAACCAGCCCAGUCACCUAACCCACCAGCUUCAGAGGUUGCGAAUCCAGCCCUCCAGCCCUCCGCCAACACAUCCCAGCAACCACCUCUUCAGGCAACCCAAUCAGAGCCCUCCGCCUGGCUCUGCAGGCAUAAUGCAAGCGCACGGUCCGUCACCAGUGCAGUACCAGCACGGUGCUCCAGCACUGUACCAGGCCCAGAGUGGCAGCCCACCUCCCACCGGCCUGCCUCGAGUCACUCUACCAAGUGGUCAGCAAGCAGCAGGUGCUCACCCUACUGUCCCACUGGCACAGGGUGUACCUCAACAACAGCAGGUGACCAUUCAGGUCCAGGAAGUGGAGCUGGGAGGUGGGGCACAGAGACCAGGUAACUUCUUGUCCACGCCAGGAGGACACAGAGUGCUCGGGAAGCAGCUAAGCGCAGACAACGCAGAGACGCACAGUCGCAGCCUUGGCCGCUUCACAUCCGGCUAUGAGCAGGCCCAAUUCAAUCACCACCUCUUUUCUGCCGAUGCAGCCUCCCGGGGCACCUCCGGGGUAGUUGGCUCCUACAGCCCUUACCUGCAGGGAGCCUCACUCAAAGUCCCUGGCCUGGAGGGUUACCAGAGUGGGGCAGUGGGGACCAGCAGCUAUGGCACCCCCUCUACACUACAGCAGGCCCUACUCUCCCCGACUCCUUUGGACUACCGCCCCCCCCCCCCCCGCCGGGCCCUCUUCCCCCCCCGCCCCUCUUUAACAGGCCAUGCCGAUCCCAGGCUGCCACCACAAGACCUGGCUGCCUUGCUGAAGAGGCAAAGCCCCCGGCCAUGCCCGGCACCCCCCACCCCACCCAGUGGUCCACCCCAAGAAUAUGGAGAGAUGCUGCUUCUCCGCCAGCUGAGCCACGGUGAGAGCUUGGAGCCACCAGCACCACAGGGUCCCUCUGGAGGCCAACACUACCACCACCUCCUCCAGAUUCGACCCCCGGAUGUCCAGCCACAGCAGCUCCCAGCCCAGGCACCUUGCCCCAGCUUACCUCACUCAGAGAGCAUGGAAGAGGAUGAGGUGCCAACUACCUACCACCACCCACACGAGGGCCUGCUGGCUAAGGCAGGAGAAGGUCAUGAGCUCCUGGGGCCUCCCCGAGGAGGCACUCCGCCCUAUAGCUCUCCUACACACAGGCAUGGUGGCUACAUAAGGAGCGCUCCAGUAACAAGAGAAUCUGAGCAUGUGGAGUGCAGACCCCCUGGGCAGGCCAUGGAAGUGCCUGAUCAUAAUGGUGUGGGCUAUUCUCGAGCUCCCCAGGGUGACGCCUAUAGGUCCCGUGGACAGUUACAGCGCCACCACACCAUCCAGACCUCUGACGAUGCCUAUGAUCAGGCAGACCCCAUGUCUGGGAUGAGCCUAUUGGCCGGGAAGGCACUAAGCUCCGCUCGCAUGUCAGACGUCCUCAGUCAGACAUCACUGACAGGAAGCCAGCAGCUGCACCAGCGGGGAGAGUCAGUGUGUGAUAUCGAUGGGGAGCUCCAUGCAGCAACCUGCUACCCCUCCUCUUGCAUCAGUGACAUGCUCCACAGCUAUAAGCCCCCUGACCUGCAGUACAGUAUGGAGCAGGCUGGUGUCUAGCACAGGAAAGGGUGUGUCCUGUGUACAGUGGUCCAUAUCAGCCAUCCUGAGUUGUGUUGACUUGAGUUGAGCAGCAUCACGCCAAACCACCUUCGUCUGCCCGAGCGGGGGCGCGCUACGUCCAUCUGUCUGUCUCCAUCAGUCCCUGUGAGGGCAAUCUGCGUGGGAAGAGGGGUGGGGGACAUCAGAGGGGGUGGUAGGCACAGGUGAGGCCUCUGGAUUCAGAGGUCAAAGUGCCAGCAUUUUCUGCACAGACAUCAAGCAUUCGCUGCUGCAGGUUGUCUCCUCUUCUCACCUGCCAUCAUGGGUACAUUGGGGUUCCACUCUUCUUUCAGCUCGACCCCCUCACCUCCUCCCCCUACAAACCUGGCCCACAUGCCCUUCCUCUACCCACCACGCCCACCUGCUGCCCUGACUUAAACCUCCCCUUUCACCCUUCAUUCCCUAUUAACUGUUGGCAUACUUCUUUAUGUGCCUCCUUGGCCAACACAUUGAUACAUCACACUCACAAGAACAUGGAGUCCAGCAUCUCAACAAAACAUACACACUGUUGCCACAAACCCAAAGUAUUCACAUUAGGUGAGUGUGUGUGCGUGUGCGCAUGACUAAGAAGAAAGGAGGAGAAAGGUGUGUGUGAGGUUCAGUCUGCUCCUCCCUCUCUCCCCUCUCCUGCUGUCCUGCAGCAGAUCAUUCCGGAGUGGGCUGACAUGUCGGCAGCGGUGGCCACUUAUCAGCCAGGUGGCAGGUAUUUUGGGUCAGGUUCAAUUCUCUCCAAAGAUGGAGCUCAGUAACAUCGCACAGGACAAACCAGCUCUCUCAUUGUGUUUUAAUUCUUGUUCUGACUUUUGUUUUCUUUUCUAUUUUGUUUUAAAAUGUCAUUUUUACUGUUAAUGUCCAUGUAGGCAUUAUGUUCAUUAUUGUUACUCUUAUUACUAUUUUCUGUAAAAGAUGUUUUAUUGUAAUAAUAAUAAUUAUUAUUAAAGGAAAACAGUUCUGUGUUGCAAGGAAGACAGCAUUGUUUUUUUUUGGUUUCUUAAAUAAUUCUGCACUUUGAGUUUGAGCUGUCCUCUGUCUGUUUCCACCCCUCCUCACACUUCCAUGCUCUCAUGCUGUCGCCCUGCUUUUCCAUUCUAUCCUCCCCGCCUUGUGUCAGUCCUUUCCCCUUCUUCCUCUCACAUGUCAGUGACAGUGUAUUGCAUUGUGGGUAGUUUUACCAGACAUUUGUUCCUUUCCUUGUACAGUGAUGCCAUGUAUAGAACGCUGUUGAAAUUUCUGUACCAAAUUUUUUUUUUCCUUACUUUUUUCUCUUUGUUUUUAGAUGUUGGGAGGUUUUUUUAUACUGUUAUUGUUUAUCAUUUGUAUUUUUGAAUGUCUUCAAAAUGUUUUGUUUUUGUUUUAUCAAUCUUGAGAUUCCUAGCCAAAAGACGACAGAGAGAAGAGAGACGGUGCUCUUUGCUUGGUAAAAAAAAAAAAGAUUGUUCUUAUUUGUUUUAACAUUAUUCUAUCGAGAGACUUGAAUAAGAAUUAUUUUGUGUUGCUUUUUAAAGUAUUUCAGUUGUUGAUGUUGUGACUGUCAUCCUUGUUGAUGUUGGGGCUGUUUUCUGUUAAUGGGGUAGUAGUGGCAGGCUAUACAGGGUCAGGCUUUGGGCUUUGUCUGGGAUGGUUUGGGUGCUACAGAGACUUCACACUCUUAAAAAAAUGUGGGAAUAACUUGUAAAAUAGCUGACAUAUCAUCCUAAACAUCACAAGCGUGGAGAUGGACAAACCCACUUCUCUUUCUCUUUUUCUUGCCACUCCUACCUAUUUGCUGUGAUCCUCCCACCAUGUUUUACUGUAUCAGCUUCUGAUCGGAUGCCGCCUUACGGACACGGCCCCUCCUCUGAAGUUGGCCUUGUCACUAUGGCAACCAAGGAGGAAACCACAGCUACUACUAUUCCUCGCCUGGCAUCUCCCCUGAUUUGAUUUUCUUUAACUUAUCUUGUUACAGAUUUGCUUUGUUUCCCUCUCACGCCUGCUGGGGACAAUCGGCAGAGGUGAUUGCUGCAUUUCAUGAACGGUUUACCAGAUCAUGUUGUUGUUGAAUGCACAUGGACACACCUCCACACCAUAAAAGGGAAACAUUUCAGGAGGUGCCCUUUAGAAUGAAUUGGACUCCCAAAGCAGAGGAAUACAUGUUUGUGGGCAAAUGAGUAUUAAAUGUGUUUACCAAGAUCUGUAGCUUAAGCUGAGUCGGGUUCAAGAACAGCCAGAUGGUGGCUACAGCAUACUGGGGACUACAGCAGAGCAUUGACAUCCCCCCCCUUUUUUUUUUUGGAUGUUUAAAGUUUAAUUUCAUUGUUUGACCUCUCUUUAUUCUCCCACAUACAGUACCGCUGCAUCUUGAGUUUUUGGGUGCAUCAAGAGACUGUGGUGCAAAGAUUAAAGAUCCACUUGUGUGUGUAUACAGGCCCGAUUUCACAGUACCUGGCUGCACAGUUGACAUUGUAUGCUAUAAAUCUCUGACAGCUGUAGAUGGGGUCAUGCAGCGCCUGCGCUUUCCAUUUGCAUCAUGUCACUUCCUGUUUACCAUUCACUCUUUAUAAGGCAUCUUGUGAUUAGCUUUAGCGCUAAAUCCAAAAUUUUAAAACAAGUCCAUACAAGAGUAAGCAGUGGCAGUGUUUUCCAUUUCUUCCUAAAUCGGUCAGUCUCAUUAGGCAGAAGAAGCUUGUUGUUCAUUACACAUAAUUAUUCCCUCCAGCUCUUGUUCAUUCCUCUUUCAGAUCUGUUUCCUCUCAUUGUUUACACCAAGCCAAAACUAGGAUCUGAAAGAGAAAGAUUUGAGUAGUUCUCAUGUAACAGAGAAUACGGCCGGAACGGAAGACGUUGCAUGUCUCAAUCCACGGCAAGAUAGAAACUCUAAAAGUAAUACUGGUGGCUCUGCAUUGUCUAAGAUUGCGAGCAGUAUCAGAGCUGUUGUUUCAGAACGGUGAGAGUGGGGAAAGAGCGGAGGCACACAGGAAGAGACAGCUCGAGUGAAUGGAAAGUGCCGCACAUGAUUCAGAGGUGACGGGGGCGGAGAGAGAGCUGCUUCACACACGCCUUCUGCCGGAUCAGACUGACCCUUCUCCCCUCCAUUUCUUAACUCUUCCAUCCUGACCUCCCUUCUCAGCAAGCCAGCUCUCUGCUCCACUCCUGUUUCUUACAUUCAAUUUGUGUUCUAUUGGUUCAUUAUUUUGCCCUUUUUUCUGUUUUUAUCAUGUUCAUUUCUGUUGAGUACAAAAAUACUAAAGUGCAACAAUGAUUAAAAAGAAUAUCAACCAAACUGAGAUGAAUAAAUAAAUAAAUA
Messenger RNA from Monopterus albus (swamp eel), 7218 nucleotides. It is a transcript of the gene sik3, whose product is annotated as SIK family kinase 3. The transcript has 26 exons. Gene Ontology annotation, biological process: microtubule cytoskeleton organization; intracellular signal transduction; protein phosphorylation. NCBI's taxonomy places the organism in Eukaryota, Metazoa, Chordata, Actinopteri, Synbranchiformes, Synbranchidae. Bases 51 to 3893 code for a protein of 1280 amino acids. The record is from RefSeq and is a predicted model, not a curated record. Gene Ontology annotation, cellular component: cytoplasm. Gene Ontology annotation, molecular function: ATP binding; tau-protein kinase activity.